This is a messenger RNA of Ornithodoros turicata, 2430 nucleotides long. RefSeq lists its product as uncharacterized. The record is from RefSeq and is a predicted model, not a curated record. The coding region runs from base 1 to 2430 and encodes 809 amino acids. Lineage: Eukaryota; Metazoa; Arthropoda; Arachnida; Ixodida; Argasidae. Gene Ontology annotation, molecular function: nucleic acid binding; zinc ion binding. The transcript has a single exon.
AUGGAGGAUCUUGAUCGCAUAAGGAAAUUUCGAAGUCAGGCCAGGUCGUCGAUAACCCGAACGGUGAACGAUCUGAAGACGCUUUUGACUACGACCCCUCUUCCCAGAGAGCAACUGAAGCAAACCUUGACGGUUUUGGAAACGAAGUGGGCUACCUUGAAAGAAAAGGACCGAGAGGUUCAGGGUCUCAUACCGGAGGAAUUGAUAGAGAGCGAGUGUAAUUCCUGCGAUCAAUACCUCGAGUCAGUCACGGCGAUCAAGUUCCAAGUGUGUUCCGCACUAGACUCCACGACCGCAUCCCGAUCUUUGGCUCCCGCAGGCGACGGCGUUGAUGCUACGGGACCUCGACGAUCCUCCUCAGGAGAUCGGAGUCACUCUACCGGAGUCACUCUACCGAAGCUGCGGAUCGACACCUUUAGCGGCGACCUAUCUAUAUGGCAGGGGUUCUGGGACCAGUUCCGUGCGAGUAUUCAUGAAAACGAACGUCUCACUGAUGUCAACAAGCUGAAGUACCUGGUUUCUCUCGUUUCUGGGCCAGCAGCCCGUGCCAUUGAGGGUCUCUCAAUUAGCGAUGAGAACUACACGACUGCCGUGGACAUACUUCAGAAGCGAUUUGGGAAGGACGACCUUCUUGUGACCGAAAACAUGGGGCGCCUUUUCGAGCUCAGGACUGUUCGGUCCAGCACCGACGUAAAGGGGUUGCGUGAGCUCCACGAGACUGUUACAGUGCGCAUCAGAAACUUGGAGAGCCUAAAUGUUACGACAGCACAAUACGCAAUUCCGCUUCGGCAGGUCAUCUUAAAGAAGAUUCCUAGAGACCUCGAAAUGGACUUCUACCGAACCAAGGACAAAGGCAAGGACACCAACGGCGACUCUUUAUCAUCCCUACUAGAUUUCCUGGAGAAUGAGAUUGAAUGUCGGGAACGAGCCCGAAGGGAGGCAGAUGACGUUCCCAAGCGCAGGGAGCCGACCCCAGCCUCUGCAUCUUUGCUGACAGCAACCGCGUCGUCUGUCUCAGAUCCAGCACCUGCAAUGGCUGCCCCAAGCACUCCUACGUGUGUGCUUUGCAAGUCCGGACAGCAUCGAUUGGAGGGAUGCACUGCUGGUUUGAGCCCUCAGGAAGUACGACUGAUCCUGCACCGGGAGGGCAGGUGUUUCCUUUGCGGACGGCGGUCGCACAUAUCGAAGGAUUGCAGGGUAAGGCGGGUCUUGCAGUGUGAUCGCUGCCAUAGACGUCAUCUUACUCAGCUGUGCCCCGGAGUCAACUCAUCCAGCACUGAGCAGUCCCCGCAGUCGUCUCAGUCUACAGCACAAGAGCCGUCGACGGUGCAUGCGUCUACGGGAACUGUUGUGACAUCUCUUUCUUCAUCCUCUGCCGUUUUGCCAGGCGCGGCGGUCCUUCUGCGCGGCGGUCCUUCCACAGCCAAGGUGUGGAUUGAAGGAAAUGAUGGCCGGAGAAGUCUCGCACGCAUACUUCUGGAUGGCGGCAGCCAACGCAGUUUUAUUCGACAGGAUGUGUCGACGAAGCUCGGAUGUACUCUGCUUCGAUCCGAAGAUUUGCAUGUUGGGGCCCUUGGAAACACUGCGUCAAGCUGCACGAAGUAUCGAUGCGUGCGGGUUGUCUUGCGCAGCCAAUUUUCGGCAUCAUGUAUGGCAAUCGAGGCGGUUGAAUACCCCGACAUCUGCUCCGAUGGAUUGCCUGUUCUCGAUUCGCAUUCAGCGCAACACGUCAAGAAUAUGGGUCUACAGCUUGCUGACGAGCCCUCAUCUCCCACCGAUAUUUCAUUAUUGAUUGAAGCGGACUUUUAUUGGGGAGUUGUGACUGGAGCAACCGUCCGUUUAUCAGAUUAUCUGGUAGCUGUUGAAACUCUGUUUGGGUGGACGAUUCAAGGCUCAGGCAGAAAUGCCAGCGGUGGUCACUGUCACAUCCCGUCGGUUCAUGUUCUCCAUGUUGAGGUGCACAAGGAAGAUACCAACGUCAUCCACCAGCAACUCUCCGCCGUUUGGGAGUUAGAGCAUUUGAGCAUAAUUGAUCGCCACCAGUCCGACUCCGACGGUGAGACUGUCCUACGCAAGUUCCGGUCCACAGCGCAGUUGUUAAACGGUCGUUACACCGUGCGCUUGCCUUGGAAGUCGGAAGCGCCUGAAGCAUUGGGUGACAACAAGAAGCUGGCGGUCCAGAGGCUGGAUAGUACCAUCAAAAGAUUACGGAGAGACCAAACGUUCCUGGAAGAAUAUGAUUCCACCAUACGUCAGUAUUUGCGUCUUCAACACGCUGAACGGGUCCUACAACCGGAGUUGGUGGCCGGGCCUCUCUAUUAUAUGCCGCACCACGCAGUCAUCCGAAGGGACCGCGAGACAACAAAGGUUCGAAUUGUGUUUGAUGCCUCGUCGAAGGCUCACGGUUCUCUUCACGGUCGUUCACGGUAG